AAGAGGCAGCGGAAAUCGUUUGUUCGUUAACAAAACACUUUCGUCUCAUUGUCAAGUGCAUUGGCUGAGGCGUUAUCCUUUCAUUUCUUUUUAAAUAGUGGGGCACUGACACCUGAUUUCACUGACUCCUUUAUAAUAUUCAAGGUUUACCUUGGUGAAAUAUUCAGAAAUCGAAAUGUAUAUAAGAACGGACUCAGACUUUAAAAGAUAUCAGUUGGAUUUAUUUGAACGCCAGCAGUUUUCGAGAUGUUGGACAUGAAAACGGUUAUUUUCCUUUCUGUGGUAAUCUGCAUUGCCAUCGUAGAAUGCAGAUAUCCUUAUGAAGAUACCUACAGAGCGGGUGACAUUGUGCCUUAUGGAAACAGACAAACUCAGAAUGACAGAUAUGAACCAAACAUUGGUGGUUACCCACGACAAAGAUUACCACCUUAUGGUAACCGAAACGAUGAAUUACCAAGAAAUCGAUAUGAUAAACAAGGUCCUUAUAACGGCUACAUACCCAUACCAUCUGGAAUAUAUCCACGGGAAACGAGCAGAAGACGUAGACCUCAACUUCGACCAAGAGGAUUAGGUGUUAACAAAAAGAAUUACGGCAAUUACGACUAUGAUUAUGGUAAAAACAGAAGAUCUUAUCCAAGAAAAAAUGUGCCAGGUUAUUACAGCUAUGAUGACUUUUCUUAUGCGGAUUAUGAUCAAUAA
Messenger RNA from Argiope bruennichi, 699 nucleotides. RefSeq lists its product as uncharacterized. The transcript is spliced from 2 exons. The coding region runs from base 247 to 699 and encodes 150 amino acids. The record is from RefSeq and is a predicted model, not a curated record. Lineage: Eukaryota; Metazoa; Arthropoda; Arachnida; Araneae; Araneidae.